Messenger RNA from Clonostachys rhizophaga, 1290 nucleotides. Lineage: Eukaryota; Fungi; Ascomycota; Sordariomycetes; Hypocreales; Bionectriaceae. The record is from the annotation of a GenBank genome assembly.
AUGCCUGUCACAAUAAAGCCUCAGCCCGAAAAGGUCGGUAGCAACACCGAUCCUAUUGCGAAGUCUUCUCAAGACCUGUUCCAUCAAAUAUCGAAAUCAUGGACGAUCGAACUAGAUGGUCACGACAUCCUUGGAGAGACGAUCCAGAGCAACAAGAAGAUAGGCCCUGACGAUCGCCCCAUUGUGCAUUCAUCGCUUGUGGACUUAGAUCAAUCAAGUGGCCACGCUCUUGUCCCAUAUGGAAACGGCUUCGUUGAGGGCAUUCUACGAGCCUUCCAGCAGGAUCUACAUCUGGUCCUGCGCCCAGAUGAUGUAUGGCUUGCCAUUCUUGGCCAAUUUAGCCUCUUCGUGAACGGCAACUCUGAGAAUUUACGAGGCGCAAUCGUUCGGCACGAGGGAAAGGAAACAAUAAACAUUGUUGCGCCUUCUUCAUCCCUCAGUGAACUCGAUCUUGAUUGGAUUUCCGAGGAAGUUAUCUCAAAAAUGCAAGGAUUCCUUGCCGACGAGGAUAUAGUCGACUGGUUACUCCCACGGUUCAGCACUUCGACAACGCAGGAUAAGACAGUAGCCGCGAUGACUCUUAUGGCUACGAUGAAGUCAUAUUUUGAAUACAGAAUUACUUUGGGUUGUGGCUUUCCAUCAGUCACCUUAGAGGGCACCAAAGAGGACUGGGAAGACAUCUCCGACCGGGUCCAAAAAUUUGCCCAGUAUGGCAAGGAAACCAGUCUUUGGUCCACAUAUCUUGGCAAAGUUCUUGACAAGAUGAUCGCAAGUUUUGAUAGACCAGAAGAUCCAAAGAUCAAGGACUUUUGGAUGCAAGCUUGUCAUGCAGCUGGAUACGAAGGCUCUGGAGAUAUCGAGACACUCUCCGGCUGGAUAACUGCUUUCUGCUUUUGGGAUGAGAAGGGCAUGAUUCAAGCAUACAGCGACAGAUCUCUAAGGGGGCUUCUUUCGGAAAUAGACCACAAGCGGUUGAUUCUCGACGACAUACCGUUUCCUAUUAUUCGACGUUCAGACAUCCCUAAAUCUGUUUCCGAUGUUCCUGUCGUUAUCGAUGAUCUGGACUCUGGGCUUACUUACUAUACAACUCUGAUCUCUGGCUUGCUAGGGAUGGAAGCAACAAAAGCGGACAAUACGUUUGACUCUCGCUUCACUCAAUUCCAACCUAGAUCGGGGUGGUGGAUGGUCAUGGAUAGGAUGGAGCCCAUGAUUUCUGUCAAUGCUGCGAUCCCAGCUUUGUUGUUCCCAAACAUUUCCCUUCCUCUGGUAAACAAUAUGUGUACGCUAUAG